UUCCCGCUCUCUAUUUCCCACUCCUACACGAAUUCCUCCAUCUUCUCCCACUCUCCCUUUGCAAGAUUUUUGAAUUUUUCUCAAUCUUUAUUCCCUAACCCUAACCAAGAGGAAGAGGCAGGAGGGAGAUUUGAAGACACAAGAGAGAAUAACUCUCGCUGGGUAGGAGAGAGAGGGGAUUUUUGUUUUGGGAGAGAAGAAAACACAGAAAAAAAGGGUUUUCUGGUUUUAGGAGAGAAGAAAACGCAGAGAGAGGUCACUGGUUUAGAGAAUGGCUUCACAAAGAGGAAUCGUUGGCUGAUCAGAAAGGGGUUCACAGAGAGAGGUCACUCACUAGUUCAGAAAACGGCUGCGAUAGAGAGUUUUUCGGAGGGGUUUGGUGCUUCAGUUUAAGAAGAAGGUUCAUCCUAGAACAGUUCUCAAUCAUGGUUAACCUUACUCAUUUGCAGAAGCGAUAUUUAUCUGAAAUAAAUUCAUCAAAUGCUAAGCAAACACAACCACCCAACUCUGAAUCUGAUAACAAUGGUGAGAUGCUGUUAUUACAGAAACGUAGCACUAAAAAUAAGGCGAAUCGAAAGAAUCAAGGUGUACCCUGUACUGCGGGUCAAAAAAGUUUUGCAAGAAUUCAUGAUGAGAAGCAUAAAGAAAUUGGAGUGGAGCUAGACCGUGCAGACUUAUAUAUAAUUACUCAUAAACAUAGAGACGGGGAUCCUGUUGAUGACAUUGCACGAGUUAUGAUUGUAUGUAUUAUUUAUAUUUUUUAAUUAAAAUAAUAUCCAAAUAUUAUUUUUUAAAUAUAAUCACACUUAUUUGAAGUAACAUACUUGUAUGUGAAUUGUAGGAUAAAAUUAAGAGAAAAAAUCAGAACCCAAUAUCUCCCAAAAUACGAGUGAGAAUAUCACUUGGGAUAAUGGCAUUUAAACGUGGACGUGUUUUUGGGUUAAGAUUGCUUCCUUUAACUUCUUUAGCUUCUUGUCUCCUUGGAGAAAUUAGGACAAGUUCUGAACAUGAUAACAUAGUGAUUUCACUGGUAAAUAAGGUUGAUACGAGGGAAACUUUAAUUAAAAAGUUUGUGUCAAACCAUUUAAGAUUUACGUCCUGAGUUUGACAUGGAAGAU
This is a messenger RNA of Macadamia integrifolia, 1118 nucleotides long. RefSeq lists its product as uncharacterized. Bases 426 to 764 code for a protein of 112 amino acids. NCBI's taxonomy places the organism in Eukaryota, Viridiplantae, Streptophyta, Magnoliopsida, Proteales, Proteaceae. The record is from RefSeq and is a predicted model, not a curated record. The transcript is spliced from 4 exons.